AUGUCAACCUUGCAUUCAUUUUCGCGCCUGCCAUUUGAGCUGCGUGCGCAUAUCUGGGCCUUGACGGUCGAACCGCGUACGGUCGAGGUCCGCAUUGUUUACGGCCCCGGGAAACUUCAGCGAUUGGUCUCCUCUACGCUGGUUCCAGCGAUAUUACAGACCUGUCACGAAGCUCGCAGCCUGGGGCUUUACAAACAGGCAUUCUCUGAACUCACAAUAACGGAAUCGAGCGACACCAUGGACGACAUAUCGCGCUAUGUAUGGCUAAAUUUGGACAUCGACAUGAUUUCUAUCGGGACAACUAGCUUUGAAUCUUUCGUCCCCGUCUCAGCAUUCAUCAAGAGGCUCAGAUUCGAACGCAAAAACUCUGAGGAAUACUUUUAUCACUGGGAAUCGAAAGAGCUUCGUGACUGGACUAGCACAGAGGAGAUCCAUGUGGUUUGCGAAGACGGCCUGGGGGCAUGGCACGGGGCAACCGAAGAGCACAGCUGGCCUUGUGCACUAGAGAACCUGUGGUUCUUUGAUCCGUAUGACGGGCGGAUGAUGAGAAGCCUGGAUAUGGAGGAAAUGCUUGAUAACGAGCUCAGAGAGUCAUGGGCUGCGGAAGGGUAUGAAUACCCAAGUGGUGAUUCCCUCCUCUAG
Molecule: messenger RNA, 642 nt
Organism: Pestalotiopsis fici W106-1
Lineage: Eukaryota; Fungi; Ascomycota; Sordariomycetes; Amphisphaeriales; Sporocadaceae
Exons: 1
Coding region: 1-642 (213 amino acids)
Source: RefSeq, a predicted model, not a curated record